UCGCGCCUGGUUUCCAAAAGAUCCGAUUUUUAUUUUUUAUUAUUUUUUUUUUAUCCUUUCACGGCUUCCGCGGUUUAUUUAAGCAGGGGGGAGCAGCCUGGAUUUCAUGCUCGGAGGCUAAUCGGGUUCUUUUCAGAAAUCGCCCCGGCUUGUUCAGCGAUCCCCUGCAAUAAUCUGUCACCAUUUGCACGCGUUUUUAAUUGCUGUUUCAGCUCACCCCUGUGAUCCUCGCUCUGAUUUGCUUGUUUGGCAUCUUGAAUCUUUACCGAGCCCGGAGAUUUUGGCUCCAUAUCAGCACCUACACAGUACGGCUUCUCAGUUUGCGGGGUUUCUUCGCAGGUCCGGCUCAGUUAUUUGUUUGUUUGCUCUAGAUAGGAAGGAUCAGCGUGAAAACACAUCUGCUAAUACCUCCUGCUGGGUAGGCAGAAGGGCGCUGGAGGGGCAGGUGAUUAAUAUUUGUCCUGGUUUUCCUAAGGUUAAUUUUGUUCCAGUUGCUCUGUGCGGAAAGCCUGCUGAAAAAAAAAAUAAAAAAAUAGUUGAAAUAGAAAUAUUUUAAUAGUGGGUUGAAAAAAAAAAGAGUAGUUGAAGCAGACUGCGUGUUCGGGCAGUGCGGGCUGGCCCUGACUGGGGGCAUGGGGCUGGGGCUGGGGCUGGCACGGCUCAGCCUGCCCUGCUGGCCCCCGGCCCCGAGCAGGGCUUCGUCCCACGCCCGGGCAUCCCGGCGGCAGCUCGGGCUGGAAUCCCAGUCUCUGUCUGGAAGUUUUUGCUGCUUUUUUAGCGAAGAGGACGCCCCCGGAUGGCAUGUUUUACCCCGCUAGGGUUUAACAUUUUUAACAGAUCCUUCUUAAGCGUAAAUCGCCGUGCUGUUUGAGCAGCACAAAGUCCCUCCCCGGUUCUGGAAGCUGGGAUCUCUCCACCAAGCCUCCUGGGUGAUUCCCAGAACCACACCACGGGCAGGAACAACGGCAGCGAGCUGCAGUUUUGUUUAAGGUUUGGCUGAAUGAAAAUCCGACGGGAGGAAUGUGCUCCGCAGGGGAGGAACCGGUGCUCGGAGGUCUCGGCGCUGCUUUUCCAAGGCACUAAAUGAGAAUAUGGCCAAUGGCAUUGAAGAUCUUAUCGGGAUCCCAUUCCCAAACCACAGCAGCGAGGUCUUGUGUGGUUUAAACGAGCAGCGGCAUGACGGUCUGCUCUGCGAUGUCAUCCUCAUCGUGCAGGACCAGGAGUACCGGACCCAUCGGUCCGUCCUUGCUGCCUGCAGCAAGUACUUCAAAAAACUCUUCACUACUGGCACUUUAACAGACCAGCCCUAUGUUUACGAGAUUGACUUUGUCAAGCCUGAAGCACUUUCUGCCAUCCUCGAGUUUGCCUACACCUCAACCCUCACCAUCACCACCUCAAACGUCAAGCACAUCCUCAGCGCCGCCAAGAUGCUGGAGAUCCAGUGCAUUAUCAACGUCUGCCUUGAAAUCAUGGAGCCCGACAGAGAGGUGGAAGAGGAAGAUGACAAAGAGGACGAUGACGAUGAUGAGGAUGAAGACGAAGAGGAGGAGGAGGAGGAGGAGGAGGAGGAAGAAGUGGAAGAUUUUGUCAAUCAGGAGAACCUAACUGAUGUCCAAGAAGUAAGCUGUCACCAAAGCCCUUCUAAGUCUGAUCUUACCGAAGAAGCAUACACAGAAGCACCUAAAGACUUCCCAAAUCACUACCCAGCCAAUAACUCCUCCGGACACUUGGGUGUGAUACGAGACUUCUCCAUCGAGUCCUUGCUAAGGGAAAACCUGUACCCUAAGGCGAACAUCCCGGAAAGGAGGCCAGCUCUCUCUCCUUUCACCCCCAGCUUCUUCCCCCAUCUGUGGAACGGCGAUUUUAGCUCCUUUCCCCAGCUCGAAGAGCCACAAGUAGACAACGGCCCCUUGGAUCUGGUGAUCAAAAAGAGGAAGAUCAAGGAAGAGGAGGAGAAGGAAGACCUGCCUCCGCCUCCUUUCCCUAAUGACUUCUUCAAGGACAUGUUUACCAACACCCCAGCGGAUCCCUUAGGGCAUAUUAAGGCAGAGACCGACUACGGCGCUUAUCUCAAUUUCCUCAGUGCUACCCAGUUCGGAGGAGUUUUUCCUCCCUGGCCCCUGGAGGAAGAGAGGAAGAUAAAGCCCAAGGCGUCCCAGCAGUGUCCCAUCUGCAACAAGGUCAUCAUGGGGGCCGGGAAGCUGCCCCGGCACAUGAGGACCCACACGGGGGAGAAGCCGUAUAUGUGCACUAUCUGUGAAGUCCGCUUUACCAGGCAGGACAAGCUGAAAAUCCACAUGCGGAAGCACACGGGGGAGCGGCCGUACCUGUGCAUCCACUGCAACGCCAAGUUCGUGCACAACUACGACCUGAAGAACCACAUGCGCAUCCACACGGGCGUGCGGCCCUACCAGUGCGAGUUCUGCUACAAGAGCUUCACCCGCUCCGACCACCUCCACCGCCACAUCAAGCGGCAGAGCUGCCGGAUAGCGCGGCCGCGGCGGGGCCGCAAGCCGGCGGCGUGGCGGGCGGCCAGCCUGCUCUUCGCCCCUGGCGGCCCGCCGGUGGAAAAGGCCUUCGUGAUGCCCCCAGCGCUGGAGGAGAUGAGCGGCCACCUCGGCGGCGCCGCCGCCGUGUGCCUUCCCGGCCCCAGCCCCAAGCACUUUAUGAGCGGGGCCAAGACGGCGUUCAGCCUGCAGGAGCUGGAGAGCCAGUUCGAGGACACCCAGAUGAAGCUGCUCAGGCGAGCCCAGCUGGACAUGGAGAGGAACGCGGGCAUUUUCGCCUUCGCCCUGGGCCACAACGAGAACCUCGCGGCCCAGCCUUUCUUCCCGCUCCCCGACCCCUGGAGCACGGGCUUCAGCGGCCUGGCGGGGCUCGGCCACGUGGCUCCCAUCUCGGAGGGCAGCAACUAGCCCCGCCGGGGGGCCGCUGCCUCCCUCGCUCACCGCAGACCCACCAAGCGAGCCGACCCCACUCUGGACGCGGCCUGCCUCCACCCAUGGCCACCGGCGCUUUAGACUCAGCGAUGCACUCGGUGGCCCCGUCCACGAAGGCCAUGCCAGGGCUGCUGCUCUCCUCAACGCUCCCGAAAAUGUCACUUGCCUUAGCCCGGGGCACGGCCACCCCCCUGGGACCGCUCUGCUGGGGGACCCACGGGGGGCACUGGACGCCCGCAAGCCGUCCAGACUUGGUUUUUGAUAUGUUACAUUCCUUGGCCCUUUUGGCCAAAAGGACUUUUGGGGGUUAUUGCUUUUUUGGUUUUGUUUUCAGUUAAAUUCCCAUGUCUGGAAACAAAAUUUUAUUCCAAGUGGGGUCCUGGUGGAAGAGCGGGGUGAGCGGGGCAGCUCUGCACUGCCACAGCCUGGAGAGAUAAGGGGAUCGAAUUUACGGGGCUGUGCGGUAUGCAUUGGGACCCUAAACAAUCAAAAAACUGUUUGGAGAUCACUCCAGACGAAACCUGUGUGGAAAAGGGGAAUUUUAUUACUUUGGUUCUUUGGCCAUUUCUGAACUUCAGACAGAGAAUCAAACCCUGUUUUGAGCAUUUUAACUUCAGUUGCUUAAAAAGGUGAAGAAAGUUUUUUGGAAGGAUCAGAAAUGUUUUGAUCCAGAGCUUUUUUUAAACCCUUGCUUUGGGAAAAGAAACCAUGAGGGAAUAUUGAAAUGAGAAAGUCGUUUCAAACCAAAGAGUCGGGAGAACUCAGUGAGAAUUUGCCACCGCUGACCAUGUCUGGAUUUCUGUCCUUAAUUGGGGGGCCCCCCCCCCCCCCAAUUCCUAUGAAAUUUUUGAUGACAAAAAUUUCACAAAACACUUGGGUGUCCCUGAAACUGCAAUGCUGAUAAGAAAAAAAAAAAAAAAAAAUCGGUGCGCAAAUUUUCCUGCUGCUGGUCUGAAGGGAUCUUCAGGGGAAAGGAGGCCACUGAAGAUUUCUUGCAGGCAAGGUGGUCUACUUGCAAGCAAGAAGAAAUCAUGUUUCUUCUCCAUUUGUUGCUUCAAAAGACAAGGGGAUAGCGUCUGACGGGCUGCUCUGAGCUCAAGGAGGUCAACGGUGGCUGCUGGGUCUGUGGUCCCCCCCUGCCUCCCUGCAGACCCUGCUUCAGCCACCCCCACCUGAUAUUUCUUCCCUCCCUCCUUCGAGGCCAAAAAGUGGCGGUGGGCUGGAAUUGCCCCGUGAGCCUCCUUUGGCCCGGCAGCUCCCAAAAACGUGAGCUGCCUUUGAGAAUGACGGCUUUGCUGGUGGUCUGCUGGUGGUCAGACGUGGUGGGACCCCCGUUUCACCAUCUGAUGAGAGAGGACGGCUUCCUGCGGGUGCCCGGUAGGGUGGUCAUACAUGAAAUCUGCUCGAAAAUGUAAAUGUUACAAAUUACGGCUUUUUCUUUAUUUCUUUACCAUGACCUUUCAACAUAUUUACCAUUUACCUUUCAACAUCAGCAGGAUGAAAGGCAACGAGAAGACUGCGGGUCCAUUUUCCAUAGGUUUUUGGCUUGCCUGCUGAUGGUGCUGCUCUGAAGCGGUGACCAGGUGAGGGUCUCCCCGCGGGAGCCUGGCACGUCCCCUCCCGUGCCCCCACAAGGGAUGCUCGUGCUGUGACCACAUGUGGCUGAACGCUGCCACAAACUGCCCGCUGCUUGUUCCUGGGAAGAAACCUGCAGGGAAUGUGUGCGCAACAAAUUGGUGGAGAAAAAAAUAGAAGAAAAAAGAAAAAGAGAACUUUAAAUACUGCAUCAAACUCUCUUUUCUUUUUUUUAAGUCCUUAUCAACUUCUUACACAAGCGACGUUUUGCAGAUGACUGGUUACUUCAGGUGUUUUUAGUCCACGAUUUGGAGUCAUUGUAAAGUAUCCAAAGAAGCUAAGUACUGUAUAACCUACAAGAACUUGAAGCAAGGUGUUUUUUUCGUCUCAAUUUCUUUUUUUUUUUUUUUUUUUCUAUUUGUCUAUGGGGGAAAACAUUUGCAAUUUUCUAUUUAUAACUAUUUUUAUGUGAUUGCUUUACGUACAAAACAAUGGGGAAAA
Molecule: messenger RNA, 5015 nt
Organism: Oxyura jamaicensis (ruddy duck)
Lineage: Eukaryota; Metazoa; Chordata; Aves; Anseriformes; Anatidae
Gene: ZBTB7C
Product: zinc finger and BTB domain containing 7C
Exons: 3
Coding region: 1092-2915 (607 amino acids)
Biological process (GO): regulation of transcription by RNA polymerase II
Molecular function (GO): DNA-binding transcription factor activity, RNA polymerase II-specific; protein binding; RNA polymerase II cis-regulatory region sequence-specific DNA binding
Source: RefSeq, a predicted model, not a curated record